Molecule: messenger RNA, 1990 nt
Organism: Sardina pilchardus (European sardine)
Lineage: Eukaryota; Metazoa; Chordata; Actinopteri; Clupeiformes; Clupeidae
Product: asialoglycoprotein receptor 1-like
Exons: 13
Coding region: 38-1381 (447 amino acids)
Molecular function (GO): signaling receptor activity
Source: RefSeq, a predicted model, not a curated record
CACCGGACGUUUAAACUGAAAGCGAUAAUCUACAGCUAUGUUGGAAGAAAGCGCUUUGGAAUACAAGAACAUGGAGUUAGAGGAGGAAAGAUCACAGUGGUGGAGAGAAGACACAUCUGUCAGGGAUAUAAAGUCUACUCGCAGUCGUUGUUGGCGCUCCAAUGUCUGUUCCAUCAUCUGUGUUACGUUACCACUGUUUCUGAUUCUUAUCAUCAUGGUGUCUCUCAAAUCUAAUCAACAGGAUAACAUGUUAAAAGAGCUGGAGACUAAGGCAGACAACAUGGCUUCUGCUUUACACUCACUCCAAUCCAAUCUUCAACAAACAGCACCUCAUAGCCAGCAACCUGAAGAGCUGACAGAAGUAAAAAGUGCAGUGACAAAUUUAGGUGCCUCUAUAACCUCACUGUCAUCUAAAUUACAAGUUAGCCAACAUGACCUAAGGUUGAAAGGGCUUGAAAUGACAAUGAACAACAUGUCAUCCUCGUUAAACACAAUCCUCUCGAGGCUUCAGCAAACAGUCAAGGAAAAAGAUGUGAGACUGCAAGAGCUGGAAACUGUGGUUAACAAUGUGUCCUCCUUCUUGGACACAAUACCAUCUACUUUACAGCAAACAGUUGAAAAAGAGGGCAGGAGGAUGACUGUGCUGGAACAUUCAGUCACCAAUCUCACUGUUUCAACGAAGGCACUUUCGUCAGGCCUGCAGGACACAGCUAGCCAACAGGGCACAACGAUGCAAGAGCUGGAAACUGCAGUGAGGAACAUGUCAUCCACUUUAAACUCAGUCGCAUCCAAAAUGCAGGAAACUGUUGGUCAACAAGAAAGGAGGUUGAUGAAUCUGGAGACUAAAGCAGAUAAUAUGGCUUCCUCUCUAAAUUCACUGUCAUCUAAACUAGAGCAAACAGAUGAGAAACUAAUGACCAUGUUGACUAAUCUGACUGCUGAGAUCAUGAGCACCAAGCGCAGUAAAGAUGAGAUAAAAUAUAGCUGUACAGAAAAUUGGAAACUUCAUGAGACCCGUUGCUACCUUUUCUCUUCGGACACGUUGACAUGGCAAAAGGCUAGAGACUACUGCAAGACACAAAGAGCCACACUGCUAGUAAUUAACGAUCGAGACGAAUGGGAAUUCAUCACCACCAAACCUGUGUCUUUAUACUGGUUAGGCCUCUCAGAAGAUAUCACUGGGCAAUGGAAAUGGGUGGACGGAACUCCCCAUGUGAUGGACAAAAGUCAGUGGGAGGUAGGCCAGCCUGAUGAUUGGACGGAACAUGGGCUAGGAGGAGGAGAGGACUGUGCUAACUUCUCCUACAAUAACAGGCUGAACGAUGACCACUGUUCUCGAGAGAACAAAUACAUCUGUGAACGAACAGCCACUGCUGACUGAACCUAAAGCACAUUAGACCAAUUAGUGCAGCAUUGUGCCAAAAUGCUGAGGUUGCUUCUCUGGCUUAUUGUUGUCCCUCAUCUUCAUAAUGAAAUGAUACAUUUUCCUUUCUCUUUUCCAUACUUUCCCUAUGUUGAGUUUAAUUUUGUCUUCUGAAGUUAGCUUUUAUUUAUUUUUAAUACUGUUGGUUCUGCGUGCUUUUCAGGAAAGUACUUUGUGCUCUGUGCUUGAAAAGGCCUUAUGUCAAAUUUCAUGAAAACUGGUUGUUGUGGCUUUUGUAUGUAUCAACUGUGAGGCCUGAUUUUGUGUAGUGUGGGUACUGGUGUGCUUGGGGCAGCUGUUUCCCCCAUUUGGCGCAAAAUCAUUUAAUCAUUUAAAUGGUAUGAAUCAUUAUUCAAAGUAAACAACAUUUUUGUCCUCUAUAAAUGGACUCCCCUGGUUCAUUUUUCUUUAGUGUUUCUGUAAGCUAUUUUGUUUUUUUAUUUUGAUGUCCUUUUUUGUUUUGUCUUUCUUCAUUAAUGUAUAAACAUGUACAUUGUAACUAAGAACGUACUUGAUUGUAUACAAUCCAACUUUGAAAACUUACAAUAAAAAUUAAAUUACAAAAAA